ACCAAAAAAAAAAAAAAAAAAAAAAAAAAAAAAUCUGAUCUACGAGCUCAAACCCUCACUCUCUAAUGGCUCUAUCGAAGCCCAACGCAUUCUUAACCCACCUGAAAACCCUAGCCAAACCCCCCCACCGCCGCUUCCUUUCUCCUCCUCCUCCGCCGCCGUCGUUCGUCUCUCUCCGCUUUCUCUCCUUCGCCACGCCGGAAGACGCCGCCGCCGAGCGCCGCCGCCGCAAGCGCCGCCUCCGCAUCGAGCCCCCUCUCUCCUCUCUCCACCGCAACCAACAACAACAGCAACAAUCUCCUCCUCCGCCGCAACGAAACCCCAAUGCCCCGAAGCUUCCCGAUCACGUCUCCGCCCUAACAGGUAACCGCCUCAACCUCCAUAACAAGAUUCUCACUCUAAUCCGCGAGAACGACCUCGAAGAAGCGGCUCUCUACACUCGCCAUUCCAUUUACUCCAAUUGCCGACCCACCAUUUUCACUGUUAAUUCCGUGCUUAAUGCUCUUCUUCGGCAGUCGAAAUACUCCGAUCUUCUUUCGCUUCACCGGUUCAUAACCCAAGCCGGUGUUGCUCCUAAUAUUAUAACUCACAACUUGGUGUUUCAGACUUAUUUGGAUUGUAGAAAGCCUGAUACUGCCAUGGAACAUUACAAACAGUUGAUAAAUGAUGCGCCUUUUAGCCCUAGCCCCACUACUUAUAGGAUUUUGGUUAAAGGGUUGGUUGAUAAUAAUAGGUUGGAGAGGGCUUUGGAGUUGAAGGAGGAAAUGAGUGAGAAAGGGCUCGCGCCCGACCCGACGGUUUACCAUUACUUGAUGGCGGGUUGCGUGAGGAAUUCGGAUGUGGACAAGGUUUUCGAUCUGUACGAGGAGUUGAAGGGGAAGUUGGGAGGGUUUGUGGAGGAUGGGGUUGUGUAUGGGAGCUUGAUGAAGGCGUAUUUCUUGAAGGGGAUGGAGAAGGAGGCUAUGGAGAUUUUUGAGGAGGCUGUGGGUGCGGGGUAUUUCUUGAAGGGGAUCAAGAAGGAGUCUAUGGAGACUUUUGAGGAGGCUUUGGCGGAGAAUUCGAGUGUGAAAAUGAGUGCCGUGGCGUAUAAUUCGGUGUUGGACGCGUUGAGUAAGAAUGGGAAGUUUGAUGAGGCCUUAAAGCUGUUUGAUAGAAUGAAAAAGGAGCAUAACCCGCCGAGGCGUUUGGCAGUGAAUUUGGGUACCUUUAAUGUGAUAGCGGAAGGUUAUUGUGCUCAAGGGAGGUUUAGGGAUGCCAUUGAGGUGUUUAGGACAAUGGGUGAUUAUAGGUGCAGUCCUGAUACCUUGUCCUUCAAUGUUUUGAUUGAGCAGUUGUGCAAUAAUGGGAUGUUGGGCGAAGCCGAGGCGCUUUAUGGGGAAAUGGGUGAGAAAGGAGUGAACCCAGAUGAGUUUACGUUUGGUCUGUUGAUGGAUACUUGUUUUAAGGAGAACAGGCCUGAUGAUGCAGCUGGGUAUUUUAGGAAAAUGGUUGAUUCCAAGUUGAGGCCUAAUUUAGCAGUCUAUAAUAGGUUAGUUGAUGGGUUGGUUAAGGUAGGGAAGGUUGAUGAAGCAAAAUCGUUUUUUGAUCUGAUGGUGAAGAAGCUGAAGAUGGACGUUCCGAGCUAUAAGUUCAUAAUGAAGGCAUUGAGCGAGUCGGGGAAAUUGGAUGAGGUGCUUAAUGUGGUUGAUACGAUGCUGGACGAUGAUGGAGUUGAGUUUAAUGAGGAGGUGCAGGAGUUUGUUAAAGGCGAGCUCAGAAAGGAAGGGAGAGAGGAUGAAUUGGCGAAGCUUAUUGAAGAGAAGGAAAGGCAGAAAGCCGAGGCAAAGGCGAAGGAAGCAGAAGCAGCUGAGGCGGCAAAGAGAAGUGCAAGAGCUGCUGUGUCCUCUUUACUUCCGUCUAAGUUGUUUGGAAGUAAGGAAUCCACCGAGUCCGGUUCUGCAGAGGCCAAUGGAAGUCCGACUGUUGGAGAAGCUUCUUCCACAGAGUCGUCUUCUUCAGACUCGGACGCAGAAAGGAUUAAAGAUGAGACGUCCGCUGAGGCAGAGGCCAGAACUGAUGGUACAACUACAACCAGUCAAGCAACAGCUUGAGUAUAAUAUUUAUGGGGGAAUUACUGCAGCAAGUUCCUCACUUAAAUUGAAUCAUCCUGUAGAAGAAGCAAGGAUUUGGAGUUACAUGAACAUAUUUGUUUUGAUCAGGCAACAAAAUUCGUAUAAUUGUACCUCAUAGAGACUAUCCAUUUCUUUGUGGGAUGCGUUUGAAAAAAUACUGUGGAGUUGGACAGUAAGCGAGUAAUUUAGCAUCA
Molecule: messenger RNA, 2305 nt
Organism: Morus notabilis
Lineage: Eukaryota; Viridiplantae; Streptophyta; Magnoliopsida; Rosales; Moraceae
Product: pentatricopeptide repeat-containing protein At3g49240, mitochondrial
Exons: 1
Coding region: 66-2090 (674 amino acids)
Cellular component (GO): chloroplast
Molecular function (GO): protein binding
Source: RefSeq, a predicted model, not a curated record